UUUACCUUUCCUGCCUCAGUCGACCGUCUGCACCUUCCCUUCGACCGAAGCAAAAAUAGAAAAUACAAAAAAUCCACCAAGAUGGUGAUUAUUAUUUAGCAAAACUUUUGACCCGCGAAUUUGGUCCGUUUGGCAAGCGUUGUUCACGGUUUGGAAUAGGUCCCCGCGAUCCAAAUUAUACAGUGUUUUACGGAAGAGUGCAAUGUGGGUGAUCGGUGCGUUGGUAGAGUGGAAUUGUUGCGUCUGUGAUUCGGUAACGGAGCCUCGAGAUUUUCCUGUUGAUUACCUUGAAUGCCCCUCCGUUCGUUUGCGCAGAGAAGAGGGAGAUCAGCAGCGAAAAUAUUUUUCUUCAUUUUCGAUGGAUGGGAUUAGGUGAAAUCUAAUGCAAUGGAUCGCUUAUGAUUGCAUGCAGCGAAGACGUGAUUAUUGCAAAAUCGUUCAGGUUCUAGGCAGAUGUCUUGAAACAUUUGUGCUGGCGGAAUAUAAUUUGGCUCUGAAAAUAGAUGUGUUGGAAAAUAGAUUUAUCAAUAAAACCAAAGUUUCUACAGUGGUGACGCAAAACAACCAGAAGAAAGAGCAGAAGCACUUGGUAAGUGCGGCAUAAACAGUGGUGGUGUGUGGAACAACUAGUAUAGUUAGUGUCUUGCAAGGGUGCAGGGGGAAGAAAUAUGUCGGACGAUUCGUCCUCGUCGUGUCAGCAACAACAGCAGCAAACCCAAGCGAAAAAGGAUGAAAAUGAAUCGAAAGAUGAUCCGCAACAAACUGCCGUCCCACAGACCCAGAACCAACCUCAGCAACAGCAGCAGCAGUCAUCCAAGUGGGUCUGCGAGUAUUGCACCUACGAGAACUUCCCGCUGUCGCUGAAGUGCACCAUGUGCAAGGGACAAAAGCCGCUUCUGAAUGAGGAUAUUUUUAGAUUAAGUCCUACGCAGCAGUUGAGUACAACGAAAAGAUCAACCUCAAACCUAGCCAGUGGAUCGUCGGUUAUAUCUCCUACAAGCGAUGGCGACAGCGUCCAAAAAUGGUUCUGCAGUACUUGUACAUACCUUAAUCAAUCCCAUGCUCGACGUUGCCUACAAUGCAACAGCAAACGGGAAGAUGAAAUACUGAUCAAACAGUUAAAGCCUUUACCCGAAAAAUCCACGCCAUCGAAAGUAAUUUCCGAAUACGAUAGCCUCAGUGACCAGUUGAACGCUCUUAACGUUUGUCGAAGUACUGGUGAAGAUGAUUUGUUGGAAUUAUUCCAUCCCGGCAACGAUAAAGCUCGAAAACGGAGAAAUAACUCACCUCUCAGUAAAAGUUCCACCGCUGCGGAGCGACCCCUAGAUGGCUUGAAAGAAAGUGAUUCGAGUAGCGGAGGUGCCAAACAUCAGUCACCGACCUCGAUUUCCCCAGUGAGCACUUGCCCUCGCUCUUCGAGCACGGUUGGCAAAUGGUCCUGCUCUGUUUGUACUUACGAGAAUUGGCCAAAAGCCUUGAAGUGCUCAAUGUGCUUACACCCGAGGGAAACAAACAGCGGCCGCAACAGCCAAGCCUCCGCCAAGCAUUCGCCAGAACACGAUGAGAACGUGGCUAGCAACAUCGUGGUUAACAACAAGCGAAACCAACAAUUGGCUCGUGAACAGGAACCAAUGAACAAUCUGGACGUAUAUCAACAGGAACGAUAUAUGCGCCAACUGAGGCGGCAACCAGAUUGGCAAUGGCUCAACGCUUGCAUUGGGAUAGCGGAGAACAACGUGGGCGCCGUGGAAAGUUAUUUAACUUGCGGAGGAGAUGCGGGUAGAGCUCUGACCACGGCAGAAGUUAACCUAUUGAAUAAUAGCAAUAUUGCUUUCGAUGUUGGCCACACCCUAAUCCAUCUUGCUAUUCAAUUUCAUCGAGAUGAAAUGUUACCACUGCUUCUAGCUCAAAUCUCAGGGUCCGGCCCAGGUAUCAAACGGGUACCAUCCUACGUGGCUCCGGAUUUGGCCAGUGACAUCCGUCGUCACUUUGCCCACUCGUUGCGCAUCCGGAAGGCGUCCUUCAGCUGCCAGUACGUGACCGAACACGCAACGUUUUCGCUGCCAGCCGACAUCGAAGAACUUCCGGUGGCGCUCCAGGAGCAGCUGUACGAGGAGCUGCUCGACCGGGAUGCCCAGAAGCAGCUGGAAAUGCCACCGCCGGCUCUGAAUUGGUCGUUGGAGAUCACCGAGCGACUGGGCUCUCGUUUGAUGGUGCUAUGGAACCGGAGUGCCGGCGAUUGCUUGCUCGAUUCGGCCAUGCAAGCGACGUGGGGCGUAUUUGAUCGUGAUAAUACUUUAAGGAGAGCCCUGGCUGAUAGUUUACAUCAGUGUGGUCAUUUUUUCUAUCCACGCUGGAAGGAAAACGAGUUAAUCCAAGCUGCGCUACUGCACUACACACUAGCCGAUACGCAACUGGAAAUCGAUUGGAGUUCCCUGCUAACGCUCGCUAGUCAGCCUGGAUCUUCGCUCGAGCAGUUGCAUAUAUUCGCGCUUGCACAUAUUCUGCGCCGGCCUAUCAUCGUAUACGGAGUAAAGUACGUAAAAAGUUUCCGCGGCGAAGACAUCGGUUACGCGCGGUUCGAGGGAGUUUAUCUACCAUUGCUGUGGGAGCAAAGCUUCUGCAUAACGUCGCCGAUCGCCCUAGGCUACACCAGAGGACAUUUCAGUGCCCUUGUUCCAACGGAACCGUACUCGCGGAUAGAUGCCGCUCGGGACGAUAGAGAAGACAUCACCUUUUUGCCACUUAUGGAUUGCGAAAUGAAGCUUUUGCCUAUCCAUUUUCUAAAUAACAGCGAGAUCGGUCGGGAAGAGGCUAUCAUGCGCCAAUGGCUAGAUAUCUGCGAAACUGAGGGGCUAUUAGUAGCACAGCAGAAAUUGCAUAAACGUCCACUGUUAGUCGCUCAAAUGCUCGAAGAAUGGCUUAAUCACUACCGGAGAAUAGCUAUCUCAAGGCUUUUUUAAUCGUCGAAACGGCUUGCUGGGAGAUUUUAACAAAAGAUUCUUAAAAAAAAACGUAGAGCAGAGAAACGACACGACAAAUUCCUGUUAAGUAAACCAAUUACACAGCUAGCAAAAAUCCGAAAAUCGGGCUUUGAAAUUAUCUACGAAAAUUAGCACUGUUUCACAUUUGCAUCGAAAGUCAAUUAUUGUAAUGUUAUAGAAAAUGCUACAGCAGUAAUCAAAAAACCGUAUCAUAAAACGAUUAUUCGCAUCAUUCUGCACAAAUGCUGUUAUUACCUACUUGUGAUGAACCCGCUGUCGGUAUCCGCAAACGGUACUGAGACAUCCAAAAUCUCCCAGACCCAUAUCGUAUAACCCCCCUGAACAACAGUUUUCCCACCAAAAUUCCUAGAAAAGGCAGUGUAGCACACGGUAGUUGUUUGCGAGAAUUGAUAGCUAAGCGAUGCACUAAGUACUUUACAAUUUGAAAAAUUGCUAAAUACACCAUGCCAACCUAAUCAAGAUAGAUCCAAUCUAUUGACUCGAACACUACUUACUACAGCUCUGUUAUGUUUGUUAAGUUUUAUGGAAUUUAAAACUAUUUUCGGGUUUCUACUUUGGUGUGUACAUACCUUCGUUUAUUCGAAUUUUUAAGUGAGUUAUCUAUAUACAUAAAUGACGCAAAUAAAUUAUUUUCAGAAGUCAGCGAUAAAUA
This is a messenger RNA of Aedes albopictus (Asian tiger mosquito), 3657 nucleotides long. It is a transcript of the gene trbd, whose product is annotated as ubiquitin thioesterase trabid. Gene Ontology annotation, cellular component: nucleus; cytoplasm. The coding region runs from base 669 to 2963 and encodes 764 amino acids. The transcript has 6 exons. Gene Ontology annotation, molecular function: cysteine-type deubiquitinase activity; K63-linked polyubiquitin modification-dependent protein binding. Gene Ontology annotation, biological process: protein deubiquitination involved in ubiquitin-dependent protein catabolic process; protein K33-linked deubiquitination; protein K29-linked deubiquitination. The record is from RefSeq and is a predicted model, not a curated record. Lineage: Eukaryota; Metazoa; Arthropoda; Insecta; Diptera; Culicidae.